UCUUGCACUGAGAUUCAGUGGCACUCGGGAGCACCAUAGUUUUAUGCAAGAAACCACUUUACAAAAUAAAAUGCAUUAUUAUUCCCAUAUAAUUUUUAUUAUUACAGAGAAUCAGACAACAAUGUAUGCUACCGUCUGCCUAUUGGCUACUUAGCUUAUUCAAGCAUGUCUCAAAAUACAACACUGCCCUUUUAAGACAUAAAAACAGCUACUUGACUCAGAUGGCUAGAAAUAUACACUGUUUCUGCUUUUGUAUGAAGCAAUCACUCCAUAAUCGCUAACCAGAAAUGAGCUAUAACUGGGCUAAUAACUCACCAACUAAGAAAGAAUAUCAACAAAUGUGCACACGUGGCAGUACAUACGGCUCUCUCUUUUAUCUCAAAACAAGCACAUCUAUCUACUCGCUUGUGCCAGUCGUUGCAAUAUAAUUCUACUCAGAAGUUCUCUGCAAAAUAUCUUGCAUAGUUUGUUUUGCAUACACCCUCCUACUAAGUCUUGCAUAAUUCGUUUUGUUUCAUAUUUGUUGCAUUGAAAGUGGCUAACAUGACUUUGAUUCGAUCACAAUUCCGGCCACAGUAUAGGGAAACGUUGAUUCUGUUAACAAAAGGGGGAGAAUUCCAAACCUCCGGGGGUCUCUGCAUACCUUUCUGGGAUGGUUCGAGUAAGGGAGGCGCCCCUAAGUCUCCAUACGGGUGAAUGAGUGUGUGUGUGUAUUUAAGAACUGGGGUUGUUGCACAAGUCCCAAAAAAUAAGCAUAGACGUGUGAGUCAAAAUAGGCUAGCUGGCAUAGUUUAACUCUAAUUAGGCUACAUUUACUAUUUUUCCAAAUUGAUCUCAACUUGAACAUGGAGACUCAGCAGGUCGGUUCCAUUGCCAACCCUGUUCAAUUUCGGGACCAGGACUAUGUAGCCCUCCUAGAUGCGUGCGUUAAAUCCGGUUCGCUGUUCUCUGACUCAACCUUCGCCGCGGACCAGAGCUCAAUCGGUAUGCCUACCGACCCGGAUCCCAAAAAGGAGAUCAAGUGGCUGCGACCCAAGGAGAUCAGUGCCAAUGCUGUGUUUGUGGAGGACACAACCUGCACCACCGAUAUCUGCCAGGGCCAGCUGGGUGACUGUUGGCUUCUGGCUGCCCUGUCCUGCCUUACCAUGCACCCCAAUCUCUUUGUCAAAGUGGUACCACCCAAUCAGAGCCUGACAGAAUCCUACGCUGGCAUCUUCCACUUCACGUUUUGGCAGUAUGGUGAGUGGGUGGAGGUGGUAGUGGAUGACAGGCUGCCUGUACGCGGAGGCCGCCUGCUCUUCAGCUACUCCUGUACCCGCAACGAGUACUGGAGCGCCCUGGUGGAGAAAGCCUAUGCCAAGCUGAUCGGGUCAUAUGGCAGUCUGAAGGGGGGUAAUAUCUCUGAGGCGAUGGAGGACUUCACAGGCGGCAUAGCCUACUCCCUCCCUGUAUCCUCACGCACCCCCAGGAUCAUGUGGAAAGCCCUCUAUGAUGCCGUGUCCCGUGGCAGCCUUCUCAGCUGCUUCAUACAGGCUACGAACUAUCUUGAGAUAGGCACAGUGACUGCAGAGGGACUUGUGAAGGGCCACGCCUACGCCAUCACAGACACUGACACGGUGAAGAAGUCGGCUGGUGAGGCCUUGUUGCUGAGGCUGAGGAACCCCUGGGGCUUUGUGGAGUACUCUGGACCCUGGAGUGACAAGAGUAAAGACUGGGAUGAUGUGGAUGCUGCUGAAAAGAAAAGGAUUGCACUGAAAAAUAGUGAGGACGGAGAGUUCUGGAUCAGUGCGGAGGACUUCAGCAAGCUGUUUGGCACAGUGGAGCUGUGCAGUGUGGACCCUGACCCCAUAGUGGACGAGGACACACCCACCGACCCCGACUCCCCUGCCGCCCCCAUCUCUUCCUGGACCCUCAGCUCCCAUAAAGGCUCCUGGGUAUCGGGCUCCACCGCAGGGGGAAGCUGUACUUACCCUCGAUCUUUCUGGAAGAAUCCCCAGUUCCAGCUUAUCCUCGCAGAGCACGAUGAUGAUCAUGCGAUGACCCCGGAGGAGAAGAAGGUGGCCGAGAAUCAGAAGGAGAAAGCGAAGCAGUGCACCGUGUUGGUGGAACUACUGCAGAAAAACCGGAGAAAGAAGGAUAAAGUCAACUUCCUCCACAUCGCCUUCCACAUCUACAGGGUUCCUCCAAAGCUCCAGGGCCUGUGUCUGGGCCAGAGCUUCUUCUCUUCCCAGCAGCCUGUGGGGAGUUCUGGGAAGUACCAGCCCCUGAGGGCUGUGUGGAAGGAGGUGAGGCUGGACCCGGGAAACUAUGUGAUUCUGGCUUCCACCUACAGUCCCAACCAGCCUGCGGAAUUCUUCCUCCGCAUCUAUUCCAAGACUGCCAACAAUCUGGGGACCAAAGAUUUCACCUGCUCCACUGGCUUCCUCAUGGUAAUGUCAAUGCCACCAGUCUUGCCAGAGGAUCACAAGAGAGUGCAGAAGACCUUUGAUGAGAUGGCGGGGCCUGACGACAAGCUGAAUGCAAAGGAGUUCAUGAAGCUGGUUAACUCAGUUUUGGAGAAAGACUACCAGCUGCCACUGGAGACAUGCAGACAGCUCAUCUUCGGAGAGGAUACUGGGGGGCGUAGCAGUCUGACCCGAGAGCAGACAGAGCCUUUGCUGGCCUCUCUUCGCAGUCUGCAGUCCAUCUUCUUCAAGUUUGAUCAGGACUCUUCAGGGACCAUGUGCCCCUUUGAGCUUAGUCUGGCCCUCCAGGCUGCAGGGGUGCAGUGUGAUGGCCAGGUCAUACAACUGCUGUGGGAGAGGUUUGGCUCUGGGGAGCCGCAUCUGCCUUUCCAUGGCUUUGUGGCCUGCGUCACCAGGCUGCGCAAGCUAUUCGCCCUGUAUAAAUCAGAGAGCAACCCAGAGGUCAAAGAUGUGGGAAUCAAUGCUUGGCUGCUCCGACUCCUGACCGUGUGAGUGUGCUCUGCAAACGGGGUCUCUGCGUGGGCACUGCAGGGGCAUUCUGUCUGACCAGGACCAUAUAACAUCAUGCUUCUGUCGGCAUCCUCGCCCACAGACACACAGACACACACACACACACACACAUUAAUGAAUCCCUGAACUUUGUCACCAUACUAUACACCACUGUCAUUCUCUACUGCCAUAUUGUGUUACAGUGCUUUACAUGAAUUUACAUGGAUAGUACCUCUGGAGUUAGUGUCACUACUAAUGUAUUCGAUGUGAACACAGGUACUGUAUGUAUCUCUCUCAAUGUAAAUUUACACUGAGCGUGCAAAACAUUAAAAAGACCUUCGUAAUAUUGAUGUGAACACAGGUAGGAAUCUCUAGAUGUUCUUUUGUUUCAGCUAUUUCCGCAAAGUAAUUGAGUCAAGUUUUUUCAGUUUUACAGCCAAGUAUUUCUUAAAACUCAAAUAAUGAAAGAGGUUAAAAUAGUGAAAAUGUAGUUGAAGCUCUGGAAAUGAAAAUGAAAAACGCAAUAAUGAAAUGUAUCCAGAAAUAAAUCUUUGCAAAAAUGAA
Molecule: messenger RNA, 3518 nt
Organism: Salvelinus fontinalis (brook trout)
Lineage: Eukaryota; Metazoa; Chordata; Actinopteri; Salmoniformes; Salmonidae
Product: calpain-8-like
Exons: 22
Coding region: 846-2957 (703 amino acids)
Biological process (GO): negative regulation of apoptotic process; proteolysis
Cellular component (GO): cytoplasm
Molecular function (GO): calcium-dependent cysteine-type endopeptidase activity; calcium ion binding
Source: RefSeq, a predicted model, not a curated record